AUGUAUUCCUCUCUCCCUCCAAAACUAUACCUAUCGAUCUAUUUGUGUCUCUUCAAUUCGAUAUCCACUACUGUUUUCCAUCUUUUUCUCUUCUUCUUCUUCAUCCCACACAAUCUAUUUUUCUCUCUCUCUCUCCCCAUUCCAUCGCAGCUCUCUAGAACGUCUGCCUCUAUGCAAUUUUUUUUUUUUCUUUUCGUUUUUAUCUCUACUAAUUCCUCUUUAAUGCUGCUUUUUUCUUUCUUUUCUUUUUUAAACUCUACUUACUCUCGUUUAUUUAUUUGCCUUUUCUUUUCUUUUUUGUUUUUAUCUCUACUUACUCUCUUUUAUCUCUUUGUUUUUUUCUUUUUUAUACCCCUUCUUACUCUCUUUUAUUUGUCUUUUCUUUCUUUUUUAUCUUUACUUACUCUCUUUUAUUUCCUCGUCUUUUCUUUCUUUUUAUCUUUUAUAAAUCUCUUUUAUUUCUUCGUCUUCUCUUUCUUUUUAUCUUUACUUACUCUCUUUCAUUUCUCAGUCUUUUCUUUCUUUUUAUCUUUUCUAACUCUCUUUUAUUUCUUCCUUCAUUCUUUUCUUUCUUUUCUUUUUACCUUGUCCAUCUCCCUCUUCUUCUACUUCUUCUUUCCUACACGUAAUAUUAUUUUUGCAUUUUCUUAUUCUUUCCUUCUCUCCCAAAAUUCUCUAAUAAUUUUCAUCUAUAUUACAGAUGUUCUUCCUUUACCCUUUUUUAUUUUCUCACUUUUUUCUUUUUCAUUCCUUCAUUUCUUUUUCUCUUUUUUUUUUCAUUCUUUAAUAUUUUCUUUUAUUAUCUAA
Molecule: messenger RNA, 807 nt
Organism: Acanthosepion pharaonis
Lineage: Eukaryota; Metazoa; Mollusca; Cephalopoda; Sepiida; Sepiidae
Source: the annotation of a GenBank genome assembly